This is a messenger RNA of Penaeus chinensis, 2470 nucleotides long. Its product is annotated as GTP-binding protein Rhes-like. Gene Ontology annotation, molecular function: GTP binding; GTPase activity. The record is from RefSeq and is a predicted model, not a curated record. Bases 493 to 1461 code for a protein of 322 amino acids. NCBI's taxonomy places the organism in Eukaryota, Metazoa, Arthropoda, Malacostraca, Decapoda, Penaeidae. The transcript is spliced from 6 exons.
UCACAGUCGUGGGUUAGCGUGUGACGUGUGGCUCUCCCAGGCCCGUACUCACUACAGACUCACUCGCGCCGCUGGCGACACUCAACGCUGAUAUUUGCCGUCUUUGUUGGUAAAUGCGUGGCGACCGUUCUGUACUUCCUAGUGAUAUGUGAUAUAUUCCACUAGAGCGUUCUUUAAACAAAAAUGAAGAAUAUAUGUGUAAUUUUGUGGUAAAAAGAGGCUUUGUCUUCGGUUGCUGGACGUGCUGAGGCCCUUCUGUGCAAACUGGGAAACUGUGUAAUCGACGAAAAAUGAAAACCUGUAAGAAGUCCACAGCCCUCGAUGGAAGAACAAGCCCGUAACACCAAAGCUACAGGUGUGUUAAAAACAAUAAAAUAGAAUAAAUAAAUAAAGAAACAUUAACAAACCCACCACCCUAUAGAAAAAACAACAACACUAAAACUUGAAGAAAAUAAACAUUGAAAAAAAGCACAAUCCAAUUCACAACGAAGUAUGACGAACGACGGAGAACACAUGAUCGUCAACAGCAAAGAUGGCGACGGCUGCGGCGAGUGCGCGUGCGCGGCCGCCGCCGAAAACAGCUGUUCGACCAAGGCUGAGGUGCCGUCGUCCCUCCCGCUGGUGUCCGACAAGGGCAUGAAACCGCCUGCCAAGAACUGCUUCAGAUUAGUGAUUCUCGGGUCAUCGAGGGUCGGGAAGACUUCGCUCGUGUCCAGAUUCCUAAGCAAUAAAUUCGAGGAAACGUAUACUCCCACCAUCGAGGACUUUCACCGCAAGCUGUACAGGAUUCGAGGUGACGUCUAUCAGCUGGACAUCCUGGACACGUCAGGCAACCAUCCCUUUCCUGCCAUGCGACGUCUCUCCUUUCUCACGGGUGACCUGUUCGUGCUCGUGUUUUCGUGGGACUCUCAGGAAUCCUGGGAGGAGGUGGUCCGCCUCCGGGAGCAGAUCCUUGAGACGAAGAUGUCGGCCUCAGCGAACUGCAGCGGAAGCAGGAAAAAGCGCACGUCCCCGCGGGUUCCUAUGGUGAUCGCCGGCAACAAGUGCGACCGGGAACAGAUGAGCGCGUCGUUAGAGGAGGUCCACGCCUUCGUCUCGUCCCUCAGCUGCUGCGCCUACGUCGAGACCUCCGCCAAGAAGGACCACAACGUCGAUAAACUCUUCUACGAGCUGUUCGUCCUCGCCAACCUGCCCAUGGAGAUGUCACCGGCACUGCACAAGCGAGUGUGUCCCGGCCAGCCAUCGCAGGAGACGGGGCCGGGCUUCGGCAGUCGCCACCGGGGCCUGUCCAUCCGGCGGCGGCUGAGCGAGGCCUACGGCAUGGUGGCGCCCAACGUCCGCCGCCCGUCCAUCCGCACCGACCUCCUCAUCCUCAGAGCCAAGACGUCGCUGCACCUCACGGGCAUCGACGCCUUCACGGACAAGAAGCCCCGGCGGGAGGUCUCCUGCGUCAUCCAGUGAGCGAGGCGCCGCGUCCGGCUCCGUCGCUCCUUCGCCGCGUGCGUCCGCCGGGGACCCUCGCGAGCGGGAAUGGUCUCUGAAUAUUUACAAGAACGUAGGGUUUAAUUUCGCCAUCAUUGGAGAUCCUGUUACGACGACCUCGCUAGUGUCUCGUGUCGCUGGCCGGUGCUCCCCCCUCCCCCUCCCUGAUCCCACGUCCUCGGCCCCGGAGGUCAGAUGUGGCACAUUCCCGCGAGAAAUUAAAACAUGUCCCACACAUGCUGCUAUCACCUGAGAGAUGUAUAUUUCGCUGUCAUUGUUUCACUACAUUUUAUCUACGAUGAUCCACAUUCCCAUUUAUUAUACUGUGUGUUAUAUACUUAUAGAGUACCUAUAUAUUUAUGUAUGGCAUACUUGUCUCGGAGAAAUGCUCUCGUACUCUCGUGUAUUAGAAAUACCCAUUACUAUAUUUUUUUUCUUCAUCAGCUUAACAGCAGUCGACAAUUUCUUUGAGAAUGAAAUGUGCUAUAAAUAGAAACAAUGUAUAUUUUUUGUAUCCAGGUACACAGAUGCAGAGGUAUUUUAUUGGCAGCUUUUCUUAUAAUUGUAUCAGCCGGCGGCGAAGGUGUUGUGUUGGAGGAGGUGUGCGUGGGAGGCUGUGCGGGGGAUGGAAAGCCUGUGCUUCAGGAUUUUCCAUUUUUUCCUCGUCGCUGACUGCGUAGGAGACUAAAUGGAGAAGGAUGUAGAAGAGAAAGAGAGCGAGAAAGAGAGCGAGAAAGAGAGCGAGAGAGAGAGCGAGAGAGAGAGCGAGAGAGAGCGAGAGAGAGUGAGAGAGAGCAAGAGAGAGAGAGAGAGAGAGCAAUACGUACACAUAAGCAUGAAUUCUGUAGCACAUUACCUUCCCUCUCGUCUCUCCCACGCUGCCUUCUACCUAAGUGUGUCAGAGCUGCAACCUCUCUCUCAGAAGAUUCAAAUACUAAAAGGUUAACACUGUUCUCUUUAACCACGGUUUUAAAAAAAUACAUACAUU